Molecule: messenger RNA, 2360 nt
Organism: Armigeres subalbatus
Lineage: Eukaryota; Metazoa; Arthropoda; Insecta; Diptera; Culicidae
Exons: 2
Coding region: 706-1752 (348 amino acids)
Source: RefSeq, a predicted model, not a curated record
UCUCAGGUUCUUGUAUCUAUAUUUCAUGGGAUCGCAUCCAGAUACAAUCGUAGUAAUCCAGUAAAGCACGGAUAAUUAAAGGGAAUAAUGGUUGACCCAAUAUUUUUUUUACACGAUUGGUAUUCUUCAACUUCCCGGUUAACCUGAUUUUUCACAGCUUUUGAAAUAUGUACCACCUGAAUUUUCUUUGAUUUUUUGUGCAUUUUUUCAUGGGGUUAACUCAUAGUUUCGUCAACGCUAAAGAUCGUAAUCAACUAAAACCUACCCGUUUAAAAAAAGAACCGGGUGUAUCAGGCGCUGCAUACCAGCUUAAAAAAACAGCAGCGAAUAAUCAGCGAGAGAAUACGGACUGAAACAAUCGACAAGGCCACAGCGACGAAAAGGGACUAGCGAUUGGAAACUUGGUUUGUGGAACUGAAAAUCUCCCAACUUCAUCGGGAAUACACGCAUACUCGCCAAUGUGUUCGAGGACCGUGGAUUCGGCAUCGUAGCGCUGCAGGAGGUUCGUUGGAAGGGAUCAAUGGUGCGGCAACACACACGAGCAUGGGAACAGCUUUACCAUAUACCAAAACUCCUGCGAUCGUCAUUGAGAACGGACGUAAUUAAUUAUUCGCUUUCAAUCUAAGUAGUGCACCGCGAAGGCAGUUGACCGUAACGUUGACCGUAAUUCUGAAUGAGAAAAAUGCAAGGAAAUUAGUUGAAAACAUGAAGGAAUUAGCAGAUGGAACACCGAUCAGCUGGGAUACCAAACGGAAUACGUCCCGCGCUGUCGUUGUCUGUCGGGAGCUCGCAAUCGAUACUGAAGACGAUAUAAAAACAAAACAAAAACAAACAAACACACAAGGUGUGACUGAAGUUAAACAAAUCAGCAGAAUGAACGACGACAAAAAAACGAAAUUCAACACCGGAGUCGUGAUCCUCACGUUCUCCCAGCCUUCACCACCAGAAAAACUGAAAAUUGGAUACCGCGUUUGCAGAACCGAAAAGUACUACCCCCGACCAACGCAAUGCUACCGGUGUUACGAGUAUCAGCACAGUAAAUUUUGCAAAAAAAAAGAACGCUGCCGAACCUGUGGCGAAAAGGCACAUCUGGAAAGUGAUGAAUGCUCGAAAGAAAUAAAGUGCAUAAACUGCGACGAAAAUCAUAUCUCGACCAGCAAGGCAUGUCCAAUUUUCAGGCAAGAGCAGCAAAUAAUAAUAAAAACGGACAAAAACAUUUCAUACACCGCAGCCCGGAAACAACUUAUCAACAACAACGAAAAAUCAAGUUACGCAAAAGUUACAGGCGAUGUCCAAACCAUUGUCGAAAAUGCAAGAAAACAGUGGGAAAAGGAGCUGGAGGAGAAAAUGAGCUUUAUCUCGGAAAAAAUGAAAGUUAUCUCGGAACGAAUGGAAGCGCUCAACGAAAAAGAAGCAAAUAUUAAAAACUGGUAUAAAUACCUCAAAGAUAAAGAAAAGAAUAUAAAGAUCACUGAAGAGAAAAUGCAAAAAGAUAUCGAAGAAAUGAAAACGCACUGUGGCAAGCUAACAAACGAGCUGCAGAAAAAGGAUGAAUUAAUAGAAAAACUAACAAAAAACAUUGAGCCGCAGACCCAGAAAACGAUCACAACUAAAGACAAACAUGGAAAAAAAAUUAACACAGAAACCAGAGAAGGCACACCAAGAAGGAAAAGCAACCGAAUAAACAACAACAAACAAAGAAAAACGGAUUCCUCAGACAUGGAAACAGAGGAAUUAAACGACGAUAACUGAUAAUAGCAACAAUAAAAUCAAAUCUGAAUAUGACCACGCUUAUACAAUGGAACUGUAACGGUAUAUGGAGCGAACACGCAGAACUUUAACUACUAAUAAGUGAACAUCAGCCUCUUUUUCUGGCCAUACAAGAAACCAAGACAAAUCCCAAGACAGCUUUUAAUAUAAAAGGAUACAACUCGAUAUUUCAGCAUCGACCAUCUGGUCAAGGAGGGGUAGCUAUGCUUAUAAAGAAGGGAAUCCCUUUCACCCCAGUACAAAUACAAACAGACCUGGAAAUCAUCGCUAUAGAGGUAAAUACACCCUUCAAAAUGACAAUCGCUUCAAUAUACAUUCCGCCAAAUAUAACAUUGGAUACUAAAGAAUUUGACAAAGUGCUAUACACUUUACCGAAGCCACUAAUAAUGGCCGGUGACCUUAACGCUCACCACGCGCAAUGGGAUUUGAAACACCAAGAUUCCAGAGGUAAAGAAAUUAUCAAAAUAAUAGAAGACCAUGGAUUAUUAAUGAUGGCCAAACAAGCCAAAAGAAACGAUAUGAACAGCACAUCAGCAAUCUAUGUAACAAUAUGCAGCCCUGAACUAGAAGCAAAAUUAGAUGGGAUCAUA